AUGUGUGAGAAACUCUCUUCUCUUGUAGUUUAGACUAUCGCUUUUACUAAAAAAAAUUAAAAACAUAAAAGUUACCAAAAGAAACUCACCUAAAGAAAGUUAUUGAAAGAAUAAAAUCAGUUUUGAUCCUUUUUUCUUUUUACAAAACAAACUUUUAUUAAUCCAAUAAUAAAUUAAAGAAAUGAAAAAGGCGUCGACCCCAAAAAGAACAAAAAAUGUAAAAGGGUUGUCGCUGGUCGGUGACUCGGUGGCCAUCCACUCCCUCCAAAAUAAAACAGAAACCUCGAUAUCUUUCUACUAAUCUGACAGUUAUUAACCUCACCACCAAUCACUUGGCGCCACGUUUUUACACCCCCCGAAUCUAGUAGUGUAUUCCCUCACAAUUUUUCUCUACAACGCUGACCCCCCAAAAACCCUAAACCCCUGAUUUCUGAUUCCGAGUGGUCUAUGAUCACUCAUUUCGAACGCAAGCUCAGCUGCUCAAGCUUCGAGUUCGCUAAUCUUAUUGACGAGUUUCAUUAGUAUGCAAAGCUCUGUCAAACAGAAACUUCGUGCUUUUCGAUAGACUCAGUGUGCUGGAAGAUGUUGAGCUACAAUGUAUUGCUCGGUUUAUUUCUUCUUCUCAUGGUGGACCAAACGGCGUCGCAUUUGAGCUCUGGUCCACACAUUGCAGACGUCAAUAUUCUGCUGCCUUCCAAAAUGACUCAUCCGGUCGAGUAUAGGCUUCAGGGAAGUGAUGGCUGCUUCAAAUGGUCAUGGGAUCAUCACGAUAUUCUGUCUGUUCUGCCCGAAUAUAAUUCAACUAGUCACUGCUCAACAAGUGCGCGGUUGAGAUCAAUUGCUCCUUAUAGUGGUCGAAAGGAGACUGCUGUUUACGCUGCUGAUGUAAAUACUGGAGCUGUGAUUCGCUGCAAAGUUUUUAUUGACAAAAUUUCCAGAAUUCAGAUAUUUCAUAAUUCAAUUAAGCUUGACUUAGACGGGCUUGCCACGCUUCGAGUCCGUGCCUUUGAUAGUGAAGAAAAUGUGUUUUCUUCACUGGUGGGCUUGCAGUUUAUGUGGCAGCUGAUGCCUGAACCUAAUGUAUUGCCUCAUCACCUUGUUCAUGUCCCUCUAAAGGACUCUCCCCUGAGCGACUGUGGCGGGUUGUGUGGAGACCUAGAUAUCCAAAUAAACCUUGAAGAUAAUGGUGUAUUUUCUGAUCUGUACGUCGUAAAGGGAAUUGAAAUUGGGCAUGAGAUUGUUUCUGUGCAUUUGCUUGAGCCACAGUUCAAGCACAUGACUGAUAAGAUUGUUCUAACUGUAGCAGAAGCCAUUUCACUCAAUCCUCCCUCGCCUGUUUUUGUCCUUGUUGGUGCAGCUGUUCGUUAUAGUCUAAUAAUUAUCCGUGGCAACAAAGCUCAAGUUGUAAAGUUGCCGUCUCCACAUCAUCGAUGGUCUGUUUCAAACUCUUCAGUUGCUUGUGUUGACUCUAUGAUGGGUUUGGCAUAUGCGUUGAACUUAGGGGUAACUAACACCAUAGUUGAAGAUACAAGGGUUGCUGGCCACAUACAAGUGUCGUCACUUAAUGUUGUCCUGCCUGAUUCUUUAUCUUUAUACAUGAUACCUCUGUCUACUUCUGAUGAUCCUGUUGAAGGAAUUAAAGCAAUUCCAUCCAUGACACGGUGGUAUGGUGUUUCUGGUCGUCGGUACCUCAUUCAAAUGAAGGUUUUCUCAGAAGGACCAGAUGCACAAGAAAUCUACAUUACAGAGAGUGAUGACAUAAAGUUGUCCAAUAACCAGUCUGAUUACUGGAGACUUUUUACUGUAUCAGAUGAUAUUGCAAUCAAACAUGGCUGGCAGAAUUCUAUAAUUCUAAAGGCAACUUCACAGGGACGGGAUAAAUUGACAGCUUCUUUGACUUACUUUAGUGGGCUAAAUGAGACGAAGGAGGUUCUCAAGGUUGCACAAGAAGUCAUGGUUUGUGAUCAACUCAUGUUUAGUUUGGAUAAAAGUGAUGCAUCUCCAACCAUUUUCCUUCCCUGGGCCCCUGCUAUUUAUCAGGAGGUGGAGCUACUGGCUACAGGAGGUUGUGCUAAGGCAUCCAGUGACUACAAAUGGUUCUCUUCAGACAUGAGUAUUGUGUCUGUGUCUGCUUCUGGGGUUGUCCAGGCUAAGAAGCCUGGUAAAGCUACUAUUAAAGUGCUCUCCAUAUUUGAUUCAUUCAAUUACGAUGAGGUUGUCGUUGAAGUUUCUGUCCCAGCAUCUAUGGUCAUGCUCCUUAACUUCCCUGUUGAGACUGUUGUAGGAACACAUCUUCAAGCUGCUGUAACAAUGAAAGCAUCAAAUGGUGCCUACUUUUAUAGAUGUGAUGCGUUCAGUUCCUUCAUAAAGUGGAAAGCAGGCAGUGAGUCUUUCAUUAUUGUCAAUUCAACAGGGGAGUCCCCUGCUUUAGACAGUUUAGGAAAUGCCAACUUCCAUGCAUCAAAUUAUGGUCCCCCAUGUUCAUGGGCUUAUAUAUAUGCCUCGGCAUCUGGUCGGGCUACUCUUCAUGCUACAUUAUCAAAAGAAUAUCACAACUUUGAUAGCUCUUUUGGUGGACCUUUUGUCUUAAAAGCAUCUUCACUUAUUGCGGCAUACUCACCGCUUAGCAUUCGUCAGGCAGGUGAUGGAAACCAUUUCGGUGGCUACUUUUUUGAUCUGGCUCUAGCAGAAACUGAUAAGCAAUUGGUAAAGUUGGACAAAAUAUACCUUGUCCCUGGGACGCAUUUGGAUGUUAUGCUUCUUGGUGGACCUGAAAAGUGGAACAAUGGUGUUGACUUUGUUGAAACUAUGGAAAUCUUAAAUGAACAACAUGGUCACAUUGACAAUGGUGCUUCUGUGGAAAGCUUAUCUGAAAGCUAUAAGAGUUUGUAUAGAGUUUCAUGCCAAAUGCUGGGAACCUAUAAAAUUGUUUUCAAACGCGGUAAUCUGGUUGGGGAUGGCCAUCCUCUGCCUGCAGUAGCAGAAGUUCCACUGUCUCUUAUAUGUAGCAUUCCUGCUUCAAUUGUUCUGCUAGUGGAUGAACAUGUAAAUGAACGUGAAGUCAUACGGACUGCAAUUCAAGCUGACCGCAGUUCAGGGCGAAUUCGUGUCACCCCUGUUACUGUGGCAAAUGGGCGCACCAUUAGAUUAGCUGCAAUUGGCAUUAGUAACUCUGGAGAAGCUUUUGCAAACUCAUCUUCUCUUUAUUUGAGGUGGGAACUUUUCAGUUGUAAUGAGAUGGCUAAAUGGGAUGAUGCUGAUAAUUUAGAGAGGUCGGAGCACAGUUGGGAGAGGUUAUUGAGCUUGAAAAACGAGUCAGGCCUGUGUACAGUUCGUGCUACAGCCAUUGGUUUCAGAGAUAACAUGGGUGGUCAUAAGUCUGUUCCAUUGCUUGAUAGUUCAGAGAAUGUUCUUGCAGAUGCAAUUCGUCUACAGCUAGUUUCUACACUAAUGGUCAGCCCAGAGUUCAAUCUGGUGUUUUUCAAUCCCAAUGCUAAGUUAAAUCUGUCAAUCACUGGAGGGAGCUGUUUCUUGGAAGCUGUUGUGAACGAUUCUCGAGUGCUAGAAGUCGUUCAACCCCAAAGAGGUUUACAAUGCUCACAACUGAUGCUGUCUCCUAAAGGUAUGGGGACGGCGCUUGUGACAGUUUACGAUGUUGGACUUGCUCCUCCACUUGGAGCUUCUGCUGUGGUACAAGUUGUAGACAUUGACUGGAUAAAGAUUGUGUCACCAGAAGAAAUAAGCCUUAUGGAAGGGGCGUCACAGACUAUUGAUUUGAUGGCUGGGAUAAGUGAUGGGAGGACUUUCGACUCUUAUCAGUUUGCCUACAUGAAUAUUCAUGUGCAUGUUGAGGAUCAUAUUAUUGAGGUGUUAGACAUUAAUGAUAUCUCAAGAACAGGAGGUGGAUAUGUUAAUAUCCCGAAAUUUAAGAUUUUGGCUACACAUCUUGGGAUCACAACUUUCUUUGUGAGUGCUGUACAGCAAUCUGGGCAUGAAAUUUUGAGUCAACCAAUAAUGGUGGAAGUGUAUGCACCACCAAUAAUUCACCCACAAGACAUUUUCCUUGUACCUGGUGCUGCUUAUGUGCUUACCGUGAAAGGAGGCCCAACCGUUGGUGUAUAUGUUGAAUAUAUGAGUAUGAAUGAGGAAAUAGUGACAAUGCAUAGAUCUUCAGGACGACUGUCUGCCAUUUCACCUGGGAACACUACUAUUCGUGCCAGAGUCUUCAGAAAUGGAGAUACUGUGAUUUGUGAAGCAUAUGGCAGUGUUAAAGUAGGAGUUCCUUCUUCGGUGAUAUUGAAUGCACAAAGCGAAUUGCUUGGUGUUGGCCGUGAGAUGCCUAUUUAUCCUUUGUUUUCGGAGGGCGAUUUGUUUUCUGUUUAUGAGCUCUGCCAAAAUUACCAGUGGACUGUAGAAGAUGACAAGGUAUUGAGCUUUAAUUUGUUAGAGCAUUUGAAUGGUGAGAAGUAUGCGACUCAGUUGGAUCCUUCAGAAAAAAUUCAGUUCCCUAGCCAUAUGAGUGAGGAAGAGCUUGGUUUUAUCAAAGUAAUGUUUGGAAGAUCUACAGGGAGGACCAACAUUGCAGUCUCGUUCUCAUGUGAAUUUAUAUCUUCUGGUUCUAAAUCAUGGACAAGAUUUUACAAUGCAUCUUUAUCAAUAUUGGUGGUGCCUGAUCUCCCUCUUGCUCUUGGAGUCCCAAUAACGUGGGUUCUUCCUCCUCAUUAUACUACAACAAGUAUUUUACCUUCAUCUUCAGAAUCAUAUGGCCAAAGGGAUAGUCAGAGUCACAAAGGAACUAUUAUGUAUUCCUUAUUAAGAAAUUUCCCUGACAAGAAUGAAGGUGUGCAAAAGGAUGCUAUUUCCGUUGAAGGGGACAGAAUAAAGACAUCAGAGAGUAACAAUCUUGCAUGCAUUCAGGCAAAAGAUCGUAUCACGGGUAGAAUUGAGAUUGCUGCUUGUGUCAAAGUUGCCGAGGUGUCUCAAAUAAGAAUUACAAACAAGGAGGAGGUACCAUUUCACGGGAUUAAUCUUGCUGUUGGUGCUGAACUUUCUCUUCCAGUAGUCUAUCUUGAUGCACUAGGAAACCCUUUCUAUGAAGCAUAUGGCGCUGUUCUCUUUGAUGUUGUAACCAACUUUCCGGAUGUUGUGUCCAUAAACAAAAACAACACACAUGGUGGCAGUAGAAAUAUCCAUCUUAAGGCAAUGCAGCAUGGUAGAGCUCUUGUGCGAAUAUCCAUUGAUCGUAUUCCUCAGAAGUCGGACUAUAUCCUGAUAUCAGUGGGUGCCCAUAUACAUCCUCAAAACCCGGUUCUUCAUAUAGGAGGUCAUCUUAACUUCAGCAUUGAAGGUUUAAAUGAUAUACUUUCUGGCCAGUGGAGUACUGCCAAUGGAAGUGUUAUAUCUGUGUCCCCAUUGUCUGGAGUAGCUGAAGUAGUGGGGGAAGGUACAACCCAAGUAUUUUUUGAAGCUUCAAGUUUGAAGCUGCGAACAGCUGUAGUAGUGCUAACAGAGGAUAUUGUAUCUGUGGAUGCUCCAAGAGAGACACUAACAAAUGUUCCCGUCCCUACCAAAGGAUAUAACUUCUCUGUGAAGAUCAGCAAUAAUUACGACAAGUUUAAGGCUCUUGGAAACAUGAAGGGACUCCAGUAUGACUGUAGAGUGGACCCGCCUUUUGUUGGGUAUGCAAAGCCGUGGUUGGAUCUUGAUACCGGUAACUCAUACUGCCUCUUUUUCCCUUACUCACCAGAGCAUUUGGUUCGUUUGAUACCCAAGUCCAAGGAUAUGAAACCAGAUAUUUCUGUUUCCAUCAAUGCUUCAUUGAGAGGAGCUGAUCAUGUUUCAGGAUCUGCUUCUGCUCUUUUUGUUGGAGGGUUUUCCAUAUUGGAGAUGGGCAAGGAUUCAAUGCAGUUGAAUCUGACCCCAUACUCUAACAAGACUAUUAUAACAAUCCUGGGCAACAUAGAUGUUGAAAUUUAUUGGCAUGAGCGGGAGUCAUUACUCAUUACUCGCAUCCAUACAGAAGGUUUUGGGAUCGGUGGACGUGCAAAAUAUGAGGUGAAAAUGCUGGGAGCCAAAAGAUUCACAGAUACAAUUUUCAUCACACUCCCAGCCAAUGGUCAGAGUGUGGAAAUCGACGUUAGCUGUGACCCCGGAGAAAGAACAGCAUCUGAAACUACCAUUAAUUAUACCCUUUGGACAACGGUGCUUGGAUGUCUUGCUCUAUUGAUUUUGACAGUGGUUGUCUCCAUAUGUUAUUUGGACAGACCGGAUAGAUCUCCCCAAACAUCCAUUAAUGUUCCUGCUACUCCAAGUAUUGCAGCCCCAGUCACACCUGAUCGUAGCAGCCCAGCUAUCGGGAGUGAAUCUCCCCGAACACCUCAGCCUUUCAUAGAUUAUGUAAGGAGAACAAUAGACGAAACCCCGUACUACAGGCGAGAGCCUCGGAGGAGGGUUAAUCCACAGAAUACUUUCUAGCUUCUUAGACUGUCAUUAACAAGUUAGAUAGGACACUCGGUCUCUCAGAAUGAUGUACGGAGCCCAUGUAAAUGCAAGUGCUGCUGACUCUGCUGAGAGCCAGAGGCAUUCUUGUCCAAAUUUUGGUGUAUUUCAUGUACGUUCGAGGAAGUUAAUGUAUUUAUACUCGUAUCUCUAAAAGUGGAAAAGUAAUGGAUUUUAAGAUUUAAAUCUUAAGAUCAUGCUGUGAUGUUCUCUUAGAAGGCACGCCCCUUCACCCGAAGAAGAAAUUGGAGUGGUUCAUCAACUAUUUUUCUAAA
This is a messenger RNA of Prunus persica (peach), 6773 nucleotides long. RefSeq names its product nuclear pore complex protein GP210. Lineage: Eukaryota; Viridiplantae; Streptophyta; Magnoliopsida; Rosales; Rosaceae. The record is from RefSeq and is a predicted model, not a curated record. The transcript is spliced from 35 exons. Bases 583 to 6474 code for a protein of 1963 amino acids.